UGUCAAUUUACCCCGGACGCUGGGUAAAUUGGGACGGCCAUUAUUUUACCGAUUAUUUCUUUAAAAUGAAUAAUUAAAAUAAUGUAACGGUUUUUAUCACCUAGGUACGUUCAAGACUCAACUUAUUUCUUUGGUUGGGCAGUGACUAUUUAAUUGGAACUGUUUUAAAAUUCAAUCUGAAGGUCGAUUUUGUCCCUAUUUACCCCAUUGUACGGUAAUAUCUAAAAGUGGAUAUAUUCUGUGAUCGCAGUUUCUGGUUUGACAAUCAUUGAGAUAACCCGGCAACCGAUAGGACUGUUUGACUCGAAUAUUCUAGAUUCCGCAAAUUUUGAACAGCGUUCAUCGUGCUCAUAUUCUUCGCUUUUGAAUUCUGUUAAUUAAAAAUCGAAAUGGCCAAUGCAGUAAAACGAUUGGUUCCUCUUCUGGACCGUGUCCUGAUCAAAAGAGCUGAAGCUAUAACCAAAACUGCCGGAGGCAUUGUCAUCCCAGAGAAGGCUCAAUCCAAGGUUUUACACGGAGAAGUAGUAGCGGUCGGUCCUGGAGCCCGAAAAGAAAAUGGAGACUUCAUCCCCGUUCAAGUUAGUGUGGGUGAUAAAGUUCUUCUUCCAGAAUACGGCGGUACUAAAGUAAGCCUUGAAAAUGAUGAGAAAGAAUAUCAUCUCUUCAGAGAGUCUGACAUACUGGCGAAAAUUGAAAACUGAAUGAUGGUAGCUUUAACAUGUGAUUCUAAUUCUGUUAGUUUAGUUGUAGCGUGCGCAAAUGAAACGUUGAUAUGGUCGUGUAUUUUUUGUGAGGUAUUGAUCUUAUCUCAGUUGCAAUACUUGCAUUUCUUAUUAUAAUAAUAAUUAUUGUUAUAAA
This is a messenger RNA of Bombyx mori (domestic silkworm), 858 nucleotides long. Its product is annotated as 10 kDa heat shock protein, mitochondrial. The transcript has a single exon. The record is from RefSeq and is a predicted model, not a curated record. Bases 390 to 701 code for a protein of 103 amino acids. Gene Ontology annotation, molecular function: protein-folding chaperone binding; metal ion binding; ATP binding. NCBI's taxonomy places the organism in Eukaryota, Metazoa, Arthropoda, Insecta, Lepidoptera, Bombycidae. Gene Ontology annotation, cellular component: mitochondrial matrix.